This is a messenger RNA of Paramuricea clavata, 564 nucleotides long. NCBI's taxonomy places the organism in Eukaryota, Metazoa, Cnidaria, Anthozoa, Malacalcyonacea, Plexauridae. The record is from the annotation of a GenBank genome assembly.
AUGCCUCAGGGUGCAGGUAGAAAACGACGUGAUGUUGUAAACCUCGAAAGGUUUCUCAGAAAAAAGGACUGUAUUGUUCAAAUCAAAAACAAAGAUGAUCUCUGUUGUGCCCGCGCGAUCAUAGUGGCCAAAGCAAAGCUGGACAAAGACCCACAGUAUAAGAGCAUCGUAACACCGCGUGGAACACUGCAAACUCACCUAGCUCAUCAACUCCAUGAAUCAGCGGGCGUCCCUCUUGGCUCCUGUGGCAUCCCAGAAGUCAAGAAGUUCCAAACUGCUCUCCCUGGUUAUCAACUGAACGUAAUCUCCAAGGAACAUUUGAAUGCCCUCAUCUACACAGGUCCUGAAGCUGAAAAACACCUAUAUUUAUACCAUCAUGACAACCAUUAUGACGUCAUCACCAGUAUGCCUGCCUUCCUCGCCCGUAAACAGUAUUGCCAUAAAUGCAAGAAGGGCUACGACAAGAUUACUGACAUCCCUGUGGCGAUCUGUGCCAGUUAUGUAAUACCCAAAACUGUCCCAUUGUUAAAUGGAAAUUUUGCAAAGACUGUAACCGUUUCUUGA